Messenger RNA from Pectinophora gossypiella (pink bollworm), 3617 nucleotides. RefSeq names its product CLK4-associating serine/arginine rich protein. NCBI's taxonomy places the organism in Eukaryota, Metazoa, Arthropoda, Insecta, Lepidoptera, Gelechiidae. The record is from RefSeq and is a predicted model, not a curated record. The transcript has 16 exons. Bases 151 to 2526 code for a protein of 791 amino acids.
AAUAAACUCGGUGUCAAUCAAAGACAAAAAACAAGUUUAAAAAGAUGGCGUCGAGUACGUGCUUAUCUUUUUUCGUAUUUCUUUAAUUGCGAAUUUUAUGUAAUUACGUGUGUUGCUUUAUGUCAAUGUGUUGAAUGAAUCCAUAUCAAAAUGUGGCACGAAGCAAGAAAACAGGAGCGAAUGAUUCGCGGUAUGAUUGUAGACUAUCGACGGAGGGCGGAACGCCGUAAGGAUUUCUAUGAGAAAAUUAAAGCUGAGCCCACUCAGUUUUUGCAAUUACACGGUCGGCCAUGCAAAAUUCACUUGGAUCCUACGGUCGCAGCUGCGGGAGAGGGUCCAGCUAUCAUGAUGCCUUGGCAAGGAGACACAAACAAUAUGAUAGACAGGUUUGAUGUCCGCGCACAUUUGGAUUAUAUUCCAGACGUGAGAAACCCUGAUGUUCCACCUGAUAAAUUAAGCCCUGAAGAGAGACAAUGCAACUAUGAACGAUACAGGAUUAUAGCACAGAAUGCCUUUCUAGGGAUAAGUGAAGACAAAUUCCUCCAGCAACUGGCCAUAGAGGAGCAGUUUGGUGUCACUAUAGAAGAGAAGGAGAUGCAAAAAGAGAGGUUGCACGAAAAAAAAGGCACUGGCGCCGCUAUAGGAUACAAUUAUAACGAUCCAGGGGCACAACCAUCCUGCUCUAACGGCCCGGAAAGUAAAAAAGUGGAGACCAAAGAUUCGGAUGAUGAUUCGGAUCUUGAAAUCAUUGAUGUGGACUUGAGCAUUGACGUAAAUAAGAUGGAGGCUUCACAGGCGCACGAGCUGAACGCGGUGGGCCCAGCGUUCGGCAUGGCCGGUUGCGACCUGUUCUCGUUCCUCACGGGCGACGCUGACGACGCCGAGCACCAGAAGCAACUGCUGCGAGAGGAGAAAGAGAAGGCAAUGUUCUCUGGAAGAAAGAGUCGGAGGGAAAGGCGCGCGCAUCGGGACAAGAAGCUAGCGUGCCGCGUGGUGAGCCCGCCGAGCUACGCGGCGCCGGCGCCGGGCGCGGGGGCGGGGGCGGGCGCGCGCUCGCCCAGCCGCUCGCGCAGCCGCAGCCCUUCGCCCGCGCCCGGGAACAUCCAGUUCAUCACCUCCUUCGGCGGCGACGACGAGGAGGUCAAGCCACCUCCACUGCCAAAAAUAUCAUAUGCAGAAAAAGUGAAACAGAAUUUAAAGAAGACAGAAUUAUAUUCAGAAAUAGUUCGCAGACAAACUAAAAGGCCAAGAGCUCCAUCAGAGGACAAAUACCCCCGCCCUCUAAUAGGGCCUCGCCGCGAGUCGCGAUCCAGGUCAUAUUCCCGAUCCAAAUCACGCUCGAGAUCCAAGUCACAGCCUAGGUCACGCUCGAGGUCAUUCCGGAGGUCACAUUCGAAGUCCCGGUCGUAUUCCCGGUCACGCUCUGCCUCGUCAAGGUCACGCUCGCGGUCCUACAGCCCUUAUAAGCGAAACUAUAGGAACAGGCGAUCUGCCAGUCCAAAUAAUACUAGUGCGAAGCGUAAAUCCAGGUCGAUGUCUUAUGAAAGCAACGACAGAAGCAAGCCGGCGGUGCCGCGCUACUACGGGCGCCGCAAGGAGGACAAGUCUUCCAGCGAACUGUCCCUGGAUUCCGAUUCCAGUGACUCCGCCGAUGACGCGAAAAACAAAUCGGCGGUUGCCAAUAAACCCAACACAAACCAGAAUCAGUUACGAUUGUCUGGAUCCAGCUCCAAAGGUCGGCCUUCCAAGGAAACCAUAUCGCUCAAGGAGAAACUCAAAAGAAAAAUGCAAGCCCAGUUAUCAAGGCAACUGCGUGCAGACAAGCGGGCUGAAGCGGAGCGGUUGGAACGCGAGAGUCGCAGGCAGGCGCGCCGUGACGAGGAGAUGCGGGAGUUAGCCAUCAAGCUGCGACGCAAACAGCGAGAGAUGCGACACCAGCAGACUAGGCGGUCGAGUGAUGACGACUCUGACAGGAGUCGCAGCGGGUCUUCCUCCAGAAUAUCACCACGGCCAGAGAAGAAGAGACAUAGCAGAAGUCGAUCGAAAAGUAAAUCUCCGUCUCCUCCGAAGCGUAUCCAAGUGUGGGAGACUAGGCAGUCGCCGCCGCCAUUUCGACCUAAAUACACGGAACCAGGAGAUAACUCCCAGUACCAUGACAGAAGGAGGUACCACGACAACGAGACACAUUACCAGGACGACAGAAGACCAGAAGACGACAGGCAAUAUUACCAAAAUAGGUAUGACAAGUACCCCAACCGAAACUAUGAACGCUACGACAAUUAUAAUCGACAUGAGCACAGUCAAGGGCACGAAAGCAGGUGGGAUGAUAAACGGUUUUCUCAAGCGCCAAGACGGCCUUUUGGCCACAGAGGAGGGUACAGAGGUUACGGCCACAGACCGGGGAACUCUGACCACUAUGGCGAUGGCCCUUCAUGGCAGAAUACACAAGAUAGUUACGACAGAGACAGGAACAGCUCGAGCAGUGACACUAACGGAAAAAGUAAAGUGAAACUUGUGGACUACUAAUACUAAGAGUUGUGUUGAUCUGGGGUUAAACAGGCCACAUCGAAACAAUUCGUCUACAAAAGCUCUAUUGCUUCAAUGUAGCCUUUUUAACCCUGCCUUUGAGCGCCUUAUACACUGCUACUUUUUGCAGCGAUGCAAGCGCACGUGUAACUGCAGCGCGACAGGAUCCGGUGUAGCGAGACCAGUAUCAUUAACACAUGUGUCAAUUUAGUCGUAGACACUCGUAAGUGAUGAUGCAGACGCAGCGUUACUAUAGUAACAUAAAUGUCAAUGAACGAAUGGGUAGAGGGGGCUGGGACCUGUAUACUAUCCCAGAUAUUGAUCAUCCUGUGGUUAGAUCACCUCCGAGAUAAGCAUCUGUAGUCAUAAUAAUAGGUUUGUCGUUACCUUUGUAUGUGAUACCAUACUCCUUUGUGCCUUGAAUAUAUCGUAGUAUUCGCUUGACUCGUAUGAUAUCUGCAUCUGAUCGAUAGGACAGGGUUCUCGAUACAACUCCCAACUGCAAAUGCUAUACAGUGGCAAUGCUGGUAUCGCUACUACAUCGGGUUUGUAUCGAUGCUUCAUCGUGUCUGAAUCGCUACAUUAUCGCUGCAAAGAGUCGCAAUGUGUAAAGGGCCUAAAGCCAAAUUAGAUUACGCCAAUCUGUCAGUACAUUAGGAUGAAUAUGUUUUAAAACCAUCUAAUCUGAUUAUGUACUUUAAAUUAUUAGUCGGAAGUCGUAUUUGAAGUUUGACUUUGUGUCGUAAAAGCUGGGUUUGCGUUGUUGCUUGCUGUAUAGUGAGAUAUCAAUGUCAAAUUAUGUGUAGUCUGUUGAAACUUGGUAUGUCGUUAUGCAACAAACACUGAUGCAGAGAUGACACAAAAUCUUACUUUGUUGGAAUGUUAGUAACAAAAUGUUAUUGCAGAUUUAAAUACCUUUACUCACCGUUUAUUGGUUGUACUUGUUGUCUCCCCAGAAAUAUCUUAAUUUUGUAUAGAAAUGUAAUUAAAUUACAUAACAGUUUUAAUUUUAUUAACAAUUUCGUGAAGAAAUGCAGCUGUCUACUGUAAGUUACAAAAAAAUUAAUAAAUAAAUAGAUAAGUGUAUAUAA